AACAAGGAAGGAAGACACGGUAGUAGAAAAGUUAAGCGGUGCACUGGUUUUGUUUUAGGAGAAGACUGAAAGAAGAAGAAGAAGAAAAUUGAGGGAGGAUGUGGCUCGAGAUUAUCUUCGGUUUGGUCAUUUACAGAUUGUUCCGGCGCUUCUUCUACGACGACGACGUUUUGGACAUCGAAGGAUCGGAUUCUUCUGCUCUUUUCUCCGUCGCGGAUAGGCUUAAAAAACUUUACGGAGCAAAUGUGUAUGUGGGUCUUCGGAUUCCCGAUGCCGAUACUGCUUCUCGACAGAGCAUUGAUAUGGUUCUUCUCACUAAACAAGAGCUAUGGGUGAUAUCUGUGAAAAACUUCUCUGGAAUUUUGACAAUUGGUGGCGAUGGUUGUUGGGUCUGUGAAAAGCCAGACAAACAUAAAGCAGAGCGUCACCCUGAUCCUGUGGAAGAAGCAAGGAAGCAAGCUUCUAUCCUCCAAUCAUAUCUUGAACAGAGAGGGGUUGCUCUGCCUGAAGGAUACAUAUCUUGCAAAGUUAUACUUCCAAAUCCUAAAUUAUGUACCGUUCCAGCAGAUGGUUUUCCAUCUGAAGUUAUUACCCAUGAUCAAUGGACGCGACUGAAGCCAGAACCAAAGAGCAUGCUGUCUAGUUGGGUAAAGGGUGCCUUUCGCAGUGGGAAGAAGGAUAUGCAAGAAUCUGUUAAUCAGAAUCUUGAUUUUGUCCUUUGCUCAGCUCCAAUAUGGGAUAGGGUGCAGCUUAAAGGCAACAAGUAUGUACUGGGGGAGUUCCUGGAAUUUAAGGGCAAACAAGAAGAUGUUGAGGCUUUAAGACAUAUUAGAAGAUCAAAAGUUGGUCGUAUCAUAAUCCAAAAGACAAGCAUGUUUGGACUAGCUCCUUCUAGGCUUCAAGUUCUAUACAGCUUGCGUGACUAUAGAACUGAAGGGGCAUCAGAACCAGAGUGGAAAGAAGUAACCGUCAGAUCAAGUACUGAGAUAGUCUUUCAGCCUGAAAAUGCUUCAAAAGUUCGAAAGUUUAAGCUCUCUUCAGUGAGCUCUAUGCUUCUUAGCGCUUGAAGUUGCCCAAACUAAGGAAAGUUAUUCUAGGGCGCUGAUUUUUGCAGAUGGCAUCCAUCGCUCGUCUAUUUAUAUUCCUCUUCAAGCAUAUGUAUAUUCUUCGUUAAGCUACAUCAAAUGGAUACAUUACUAGCCUUAGAAAAUAUUAAUACAGUCAGAUGUCUUUUUCCGCGAGCUUGUAUUAUGUAUAUUUUAAUAUAAUUAACAGUUUUAUUUACGUGUGAGGUUUAACUU
This is a messenger RNA of Glycine soja, 1301 nucleotides long. RefSeq lists its product as uncharacterized. NCBI's taxonomy places the organism in Eukaryota, Viridiplantae, Streptophyta, Magnoliopsida, Fabales, Fabaceae. The coding region runs from base 99 to 1067 and encodes 322 amino acids. The transcript is spliced from 7 exons. The record is from RefSeq and is a predicted model, not a curated record.